Molecule: messenger RNA, 693 nt
Organism: Rangifer tarandus platyrhynchus (Svalbard reindeer)
Lineage: Eukaryota; Metazoa; Chordata; Mammalia; Artiodactyla; Cervidae
Source: the annotation of a GenBank genome assembly
AUGGUCACUGGCCUCCGAGUGGACAAGAAAGGAGGCCGUGUGGAAAAUGCAGCGGGGGGGCACUACUGCUCUUCGGGUCCCUCAGUCACCCUAAGGCUCCUGAGUUUGGGAGGAGCGUCCGAGGAGCUGCGGGGCGAUAAGCCCCGGGAGGCCCGGGCAGCGUUGGGAGGCGCUUGGCUUGUAUGGAGCGAAGGAGGAGCGAGAAGAGCGGGAGAGAGACAGGGAACCAGGAAGAUGCUCAAAAUGGCGCUGGGGUCGGGAGGCACGGAGGGGAGGGAAGAGACUGUGGCCGCCAUGACAGCCGCCUCAGGAUGCGCGCGGCCAGCCCCGGGACCGUCCCCGCACCCACCUUCACCUUUUUGGAUCAUCCCGAUGCCCGUGAAAACAGGGAGCCCGGAAGCCUCCUUUUUUGUUUUUGUAUUGUUUGAAAAAUCAGCCCAACGGAUGCUGAGGAUGCGAGACGGACAGAUAGUCCGCGAGGGGGUGGGAAUGGGAGAGGGGGAAUGGAGGAUCUUACUGGCUGGGUCUGCCUCGCCAAAUCUGACUUUUGAUCCUUCGCUCUGGGAUUUGAUGCCCGGCCAGAGCGUUCUCCAAAGGCAGACCUACCUGUCCUUGCCAACAACUUCAUUUGCAGUCUCAGCACUAUUUUCUAUCCCUCACCGCACCUUAGCAGGUUUCUUGCAAACCCAGUAA